Suncus etruscus (white-toothed pygmy shrew) is the source of this 1733-nucleotide messenger RNA. RefSeq names its product transmembrane protein 175 (gene TMEM175). The record is from RefSeq and is a predicted model, not a curated record. The transcript is spliced from 10 exons. Gene Ontology annotation, molecular function: proton channel activity; potassium ion leak channel activity. Gene Ontology annotation, cellular component: lysosome; endosome. The coding region runs from base 54 to 1529 and encodes 491 amino acids. NCBI's taxonomy places the organism in Eukaryota, Metazoa, Chordata, Mammalia, Eulipotyphla, Soricidae.
UAGGAGACGGACUCGUACCAUGUUCUCACCUGUGCUUUCUCCCAGGCCCUGCCAUGUCCAUGCCUCAGCCAGAGCAGGAAGACCUGCCUGAAGGCAGGAAGGAUGAGGAACCCGCGCAGGGCACGCAGCACUCCCAGCGUAUGCUCAGCUUCAGCGAUGCCUUGCUGUCCAUCAUUGCCACUGUCAUGAUCUUGCCUGUGACCCACACGGAUAUCUCCCCAGAACAGGAAUUCAACAAGGGCAUCCAGAAACUUCUAGCCACCAGGAUAGCUGUGUACCUGAUGACUUUCCUCAUUGUCACUGUUGCCUGGGCAGCGCACACAAGGUUGUUCCAGCUAGUUGGGAAAAUUGAUGACACGCUCGCCCUCCUCAAUCUGGCCUGCAUGAUGACCAUCACCUUCCUUCCCUUCACAUUUUCCCUGAUGGUGACCUUCCCUGAUGUGCCCUUGGGAAUCUUCCUGUUCUGCGUGUGUGUCAUCGCCAUCGGUGCUGUGCAGGCACUGAUCGUGGUGUACGCAUUCUACUUUCCACACCUCCUGGACCCCCGGAUCGGGUGUUCCGCCCACAGGGGUCUGUACCAGCGGCACAUCCUGGGCAUUGUGCUCCGUGGGCCUGCGCUGUGCUUGGCCGCUGCCUGCUUCUCCCUCUUCUUCUACCCGCUGUCCUACCUGCUGAUGGCCACCGUCAUCUUCCUCCCCUAUGUCAGCAAGGUCUCCAGCUGGUGCAAGGGCAGACUCAUGGGCCCCAGGGAGCCUCUGGCCCCCAGCAUGGAGCUGUUUACCUUCGACCUGCAUGAGCCCCUCAGCAAGGAGCGCGUGGAGGCUUUCAGUGAUGGUGUCUAUGCAAUCGUGGCCACACUGCUCAUUCUGGACAUCAGUGAAGACAGCAUCCCGGACCCCAGAGACGUGAAGGACAAGUUCCACGGUAGCCUGGUGGUGGCGCUGAGUGAGUUCAGCCCACGUUUUCUAGCCUACUUUGGCUCCUUUGCCACAGUGGGCUUGCUGUGGUCUGCCCACCACUCUUUGUUUCUGCAUGUGCGCAGAGCAACACAGAUCAUGGGGCUGCUCAACACGCUAGCAUUGGCCUUUGUGGGUGGCCUGCCAUUGGCCUACCAGCAGACAUCAGCCUUUGCCCGGCAGCCAAAAGACGAACUAGAGCGUGUACGCGUCAGCUGCGUCAUUAUCUUCUUUGCCAGCAUCUUCCAGUUUGCUAUCUGGACUGUGGCUCUGCUGCACCAGAGUGAGACACUGCAGCCGGCCACUCACUUUGGGGGCCGGGAGCACGCCUUCAUGUUCGCCAAGCUGGCACUCUAUCCUUGUGCUAGCCUCCUGGCCUUUGCAUCUACCUGCUUCCUGAGCCGUUUCAGCACCACCAUCUUCCAUAUCAUGCAGCUGGCCAUGCCCUUAGCCUUCCUGCUGCUGCGCCUGCUCGUGCGCCUGGCCCUGGCUGCCUUGCGGGCACUGCGGCCAGCCAGCCCCCGUGGUGAGGAAGACACGCACUCCCCACUGCUCCCUGGCCCCCACUUGUGAGUGGCUUCCUUCUUCGUCAAGAGACACUCUUGGGACCUGUCAUUAAAAGGAGCUGGCCCCGGGCAGCAUUUGGAGGUCCCCAGGCAGAGAACAAGGCAUGAGGACAGCAAGACCAGGCUGUAUUUAUUCUGGACAUUGCAGUGGGUGCGGUGGGGAAUGGUCAGUCACAGGCCCGUCAUUAAUUACAGCACUAAGUCGGAAACA